AUGAGUUCGGGCCCUAGACUCGUCAGCAGCGCUGCAACGCGGAGGCUAUUAUUGCAAUCACACUCGCGUUUCCCACACUCUCUUAGCUAUGCAUCACGAUCCGGAUUUACAAGAGACCUCCCACCCAGGAUCCAGGCCCUAGCAAUCCUCUUGCCAAACAGAGGUUAUGCCACCGAAACGAGCACACACACUUCUGAUGGUGGUCCGCCUCCGGGGUUCAACAUCGAUGAAGCGAAGAAACCACUACCCAAGGAUUCGUCGAGGACCACGUCAUCCACCCCCACCAUUGCCGAGUUGAAGAAGUCCGAUGAGCAACUGAAGACAUCCAAGACCGAAGCGACUAUGGUUGACAAGACUAAGGCGCUUGAAAAUGCUAGUUUGUCUGAGUUGGCUGCCGAGAAAGCUGCCGAGCAGGGCCAAGCAAAGUCCACGGCUGUGGCCAACAAGAAAGAGGAGUCUAAAAAGCUUACUCUCGGACAAAAGAUCAAAAAAGAAAUCCAACACUAUUGGGACGGUACGAAGUUGCUGGCGGCAGAAGUCAGAAUCUCCACCAAACUCGCAUUGAAGAUGGCCGCGGGGUACGAGCUCAGUAGACGAGAACACAGACAGCUACAAAGAACGGUGCAAGAUCUGGCGCGCUUGGUGCCUUUCUCUGUUUUCGUCAUCGUCCCUUUCGCCGAACUGCUGCUCCCUGUGGCAUUGAAACUAUUCCCCAAUCUUCUCCCCUCCACUUACGAAGGCCAAAAAUCCAAGGAAGCCAAAGCGGCACAUUUAAGAGAGACCCGCAAGACCGUGUCUUCUUUUCUGCGGAACACACUCCGGGAAACCGGGUUACCUAUCUCGGCCGUGAACGCGAGAAAGGAGGAGUUUACCGAGUUCUUCCGCAAGGUCCGGACCACAGGGGAGUCACCUUCGAAAGAGGAUGUGAUCAAAGUGUGCAAGAUAUUCAAGGAUGACUUGACACUGGACAAUCUGUCGCGGCCGCAAUUGGUCGCCAUCUGCAAGUAUCUGAACCUCAACGCCUUCGGAACCGACGCCAUGCUCCGAUACCAGAUCCGCCACCGCAUGCGACAGAUCAAACGCGAUGACAAGGCGAUCUCGUUUGAAGGCGUUGACUCUUUGUCUGUUCCGGAACUACAGAUGGCAUGUGCGUCGCGCGGCAUUCGGACGCAUGGCGUGUCACCAGGAAAGCUGAGGGAAGACCUUCAGAUGUGGCUGGAUCUCCGGUUGAAAUACAACAUCCCCUCGACUCUACUGGUCCUCAGCAAUGCCUACAUGUACACAUCCGGCAAGGAUAGCGAGAUCGACUCACAGAUCGACGCUCUGCAGGCCGUGCUGAGCAGCAUUCCCGAGGAGCUGUUCCACGAGAUUGAACUUGAGGUGCAUAAUGCCGAAGGCGCCGCCACAAACAAGCAGCGUCUGGAAGUUCUGAAGGAGCAACAGGAGCUUAUUGAGGAGGAAAAUGAGCAAGCUAAGGAAACCGAAGCUCCUGAAAGCAGCAAGAGCGCAAGCCAGGCGCCCAAAGAUGACAAAAACAUUGAUGAGAAGCCAAAGGCCAAGGCUGGUGAUGCUGCGCCCAAGCAAGCUUCAGAGCAGCCUUCGCCAGCUAAAGAGGCCAAAGAAGCUGAGAGAGAUGUCUCUGAGCAGGGCAGGCAGGAGGAACCUAGGCCGGAAGCCGAAGUCAGGAAAGAUUGA
Messenger RNA from Exophiala dermatitidis NIH/UT8656, 1695 nucleotides. RefSeq lists its product as uncharacterized. The record is from RefSeq and is a predicted model, not a curated record. The transcript is spliced from 3 exons. Gene Ontology annotation, molecular function: ribosome binding. Gene Ontology annotation, cellular component: mitochondrial inner membrane. The coding region runs from base 1 to 1695 and encodes 564 amino acids. Gene Ontology annotation, biological process: intracellular monoatomic cation homeostasis. NCBI's taxonomy places the organism in Eukaryota, Fungi, Ascomycota, Eurotiomycetes, Chaetothyriales, Herpotrichiellaceae.